This is a messenger RNA of Sabethes cyaneus, 4190 nucleotides long. RefSeq names its product RING finger protein unkempt (gene unk). NCBI's taxonomy places the organism in Eukaryota, Metazoa, Arthropoda, Insecta, Diptera, Culicidae. The transcript has 11 exons. The record is from RefSeq and is a predicted model, not a curated record. Gene Ontology annotation, molecular function: metal ion binding. Bases 1 to 2649 code for a protein of 882 amino acids.
AUGGCGUCGUCAGAUCCGAAAGGAGCUCUGUUAAAUACCCAGACGGAAAAGCCAAAUCAUUACACAUACUUGAAAGAAUUUCGUGUCGAACAGUGUCCGUCGUUUUUGCAGCACAAAUGCAACCAACAUCGACCAUUCGUGUGCUUCAAUUGGCACUUUAUGAAUCAGCGACGCCGUCGGCCUGUUCGCAGACGGGAUGGCUCUUUCAAUUACAGCGCGGAUAAUUAUUGCACCAAAUAUGAUGAAACCACCGGAAUCUGCCCGGACGGAGAUGACUGUCCAUUCUUGCACCGCACUGCCGGCGACACCGAGCGGCGCUACCAUUUGCGCUACUACAAAACAUGCAUGUGCGUUCACGAUACGGAUGCGCGCGGAUUUUGCGUAAAGAAUGGCCACCACUGCGCAUUUGCUCACGGAAUUCACGAUCAGCGCCCGCCGGUGUAUGACAUCAAAGAGCUGGAGGCUCUUCAGGCGGCCGAAGCCAGCGGAGAAUGCUUGAACGGGCCGAACGUGCUGGAUAAGGAACGCAAUCUGAUGAACGAAGAUCCCAAAUGGCAGGAUACUAACUAUGUACUGGCAAACUAUAAAACAGAGCCGUGCAAACGGCCUCCGCGUCUGUGCCGCCAGGGAUAUGCUUGCCCACAGUAUCACAACAGCAAGGACAAAAGACGCAGUCCAAGAAAGUAUAAGUACAGAUCAACACCUUGUCCGAAUGUUAAACAUGGUGAGGAAUGGGGCGAACCGGCCAAUUGUGAAGCCGGUGACAAUUGUCAGUACUGUCAUACUCGCACAGAGCAACAGUUUCAUCCGGAGAUCUAUAAGUCAACUAAGUGUAACGAUGUUCAGCAAGCUGGUUACUGCCCGCGAUCUGUGUUUUGCGCAUUUGCUCACGUUGAACCUUACGUGCUGACAGAAGAUUUAGGCCGCGAUCUGGACAGUCAGGCACUCGCCCUCAGUGACAUGAUAUCGUCAGUUUUACCGCCGGACAGCGGCGGAGGAGGGGGAGGAGGGCUUGGCUGUCCGCUUAGCAAGAAGGACAAGCACGAGCUAGCGGUGAGUGUACUAAGCUAUCUCGACGGAGCACGGCAGGAGAAUCUACCGUUUGAACUUGAACCGCAGAAUUUUCACUCGUUCUUCCAGUUGCUGCAGAAUGGUAGCGCCGAAAGCAGUGAAUCGGCGAGUACCAGCAGCCUCGGCUCUAAUCAUAGCUCCCACAACAAAGCACCUGGUUCACAGCUACAACAAAAGCAUAGUAAUAGUCUCCUAGGCGUUGCCGCCAACUGCAAUGGUAGCACUCAUAGUCAAGUCAACAACAGUAUCGGUAGUUUACAAUCAACGCUAUUCAACAACGGCGGUACCGCUGCUAGCUCACUUCUAUCCAACAAUUUUCCGGAGUUUUCGCCGGAGCUUCGGGCACAGCUAUUGGCAAUUGACAACGAUCUCACAAUGGGCCCGCUAGAAAAGGAACAACGGAAACGCAUGUGUUUGACAUUCAAUUUUAGAAAUAUUGCAUCUUCCUUAGAUGGUGGUGUAUAUGACUUAGCGCGACGUGAUAACAUUCAUGGAUUAGAUAAUUCAAUUUCAGCUGGAAUAGCUUCCUCCGGCUUAUUGGCGAGUAGUUCAGCACCGGUCAACAUUCCGGGUUCUCCCAUGGGAAACUCCAUUUCCGGACUGCUUCAGGGCACCUCUGCACCGGUCAACAUUCCCGGCAGCUCACUUAGCAACAAUUUCAGUCCAUCGUCGCACUCAAACUUGUUCGGCAUCAACGAUGCUAUGUUCGGGAGUAACGCCACGCAUCACAUAGGCAGCAGCUCGGCACCGAAGCUUGCCAACUCGUUUGGCCAUAGCGGAACCGAUAGUCUAUUUUUUCAAUCGCACAUUAUCUCGCCAGUUCUCACCGGAGGUGACGGCGGUCUUUCUGCUAGUCCAGAACUUAGCCGAAUAUCAGAACUCAAUUCGCUGAACAAUGAACUUAGCAACAAUAAUUCAAAUCUCCUAUUCGAUAAUCAUAUGCAACAAGCGGCCGCGGCCGCCCAGCAGCAGCAACAGCAGCACCAGCAGCAGCAACAGCAACAACAUCACGCAGCGGCCGCCGCAGUGAUGGCAGCAGCGGCAGCGAAGAGCUCCAAUUCUAGCCACUCGUACUCAAUGUCGCCACUGGUGGCGUCCGAUAUGGGCCGACUGCGGGAUGAGCUGGCCAACAAGAAUGCACAAAUGAUCAACUGGGAGGAGCAGGUCAUGCAGGCGACCAAUGCGUGCGAAGCGUGGAAAGCUCAAAUGGAGGAAAGCAAUCGCAAGACCGUGAUAGCCGAGCAGCAACGUGACGAAGCUUUGUCACACGUAAAGGCACUCAAGGAAAAGCUAGAACAAUUGAAUAUCGGCGGAAACAGCACGACCAACUUCCGCGCCACUGAGCUCAGGGGUAUGCCCCUUCAAAAGUUGAAAAAUAUUCAAGCCAAAUUGCGCGCCGAAAUCGAGGAGGUCGAGAAAGUGUUGUACCUCGAAACGGCCACCAAGUGUAUGAAAUGCGAGGAGAACAAUCGCUCGGUAACGUUGGUACCCUGCAACCACUACGUGCUGUGCGACUCUUGUGCAGCGACGCAGCGCGAAUGUCCCUACUGUCAAACGCCGGUUACGUCGCAGGCGUAAAAUCCGACGCACGUAUCAAUCAACAACCGCUGGAACACAAUCGCACCUCGAUAGUUACAAAAUACAACAAACAAUGCCACACAGACACACAUACGCGCGACGCUUUUAUGCUUCUACACACCCAUACUCUCCCACGCAGCAGCCGCUGGUGCUGCUGUGCGGAGACAAACAAAUCUACCUGCCUACUAUUACUGCAAAACGCUAGUACUACUACGCCGACAGAGUGACUGGGUCAGCAAAUCAGCGCGCCAUCUGUAUUUUUAGUUUGAUUAAGUGAGGCAGAUGAUUCCUCGAUUCGAUUACACUUUUGAUGACUACCUACUUUGUUUAUGUAAUUUGGUAUUUGUGCGUGCAUUCGUGACAAAAAGUGAUAUUUAUAAUAUGCAAGUGACAGCUAAAAAUUUCAAACAACACUGAAAAAUCAAAGUGAAGAAAGUUCACUAUAAACAUACAACAUGGAAGAACACGCAACUGAUGCAAAUAUGCCGUAAUAACGAAACUAGAAAGCAAGCACGUUAAUUACUUUUUUGUAUUUUUAGUGUAAACUAAUUAUUAGAAACAUACAAUUCUAUGCAAAUGAUUCCGUUAGCAUUCGAAUGACGACCAGGUCUCUACAUGGCUGGGCUAGCUGUUCAGGACACAGUAAUACAAUAUUUUAGAGCGAAGGCAGCACGUUCAGGCACAGGGACAAUGAUUUUCCUUUAUUCUAAGAACAAAAGGAAACUAGAUUUAUAUUUAUAUUGAUCGCUUAUAUUGAUUUAUUAGCUUUUUUUCGUAGGAAACAAUCUGUUUUGUACAAUGCGAAAUAGCCUCAUUCGAAAAUAGCUUCCAGAGAGGAAGCUAGACGCAAGACUCUUCGCGGUUUAAAUGCAUUUUUUUACUUUUGAUUGUAGACAAGAGGCUACAAUCUCGUACAGGAUAGGUGAGUUAGAAAAGUGAAUGUGAAAAAACGUGGUGUAUAUUCAAAUUUGAAGAUAUUUAUAAUUUAUUUUUGCGAUGUAAUUUAAUCUCUAGGAUAACCCAAUUUGUUUUUGUUUAACUACCUAUUAUUACCUCCUUUAAACUUACUACCGUUUUUGCCAACGUAGAGAAAAAAGCACAUUGCCACGCAAUCGCACGGACGAAACUGCGUUAGAUACACUUUUUUAUAAUCUUUUUAUAUGAUUUCCUGAAACAUAUUACAGCGAAGGGAAAGUACUUGGCUGAGAACAUUUUAACUAUGCAAAUAUAAUUAUCCCAAUAAUCCUACUUUCGUUAGGUAGCCAACUAAAUUAAACUAUUACCUACCCAGUAAAAUGAGCAGAAAAUAAUAAAUGAACGGACCGAUCUAAUGGAUAAUCCGGUAUCGACGUAAUAGAGAGUGGAAAAAAUUAGAAUGCAAACUUCCCCAGUGACAGGCAGGAUCGAGAGAGAGAGAGCGCGCGAGCAACAGUACAGAAGUAAUGGUCGUUAAAAGAAGUGAAUAGUUAUAUACUUGCUGGUAAAGUUUUACUAAAAUGGAAGCUAGAGAUUGAUUUUAUAAUUAUAACCAUCACACUGAA